Messenger RNA from Miniopterus natalensis, 1200 nucleotides. Its product is annotated as arylacetamide deacetylase-like. Gene Ontology annotation, cellular component: membrane. Lineage: Eukaryota; Metazoa; Chordata; Mammalia; Chiroptera; Miniopteridae. Gene Ontology annotation, molecular function: carboxylic ester hydrolase activity. The record is from RefSeq and is a predicted model, not a curated record.
AUGGGCAAAAAGACAACUGUGCUCCUGGUGCUGGGCGUCUUCACAGCAUAUCGUGUUUAUACGCCGCUCCCUGACACUGCUGAGGAGCCAUGGAAACUAACGUGUUUGAGCGUAAUGUUGAAAACUGCCAUAGAUCUGGCUACAGUUGCUGAACUAGUGGGUAUCGGCCAUUGCAUGAGCAUUAUAAUGUUCUUUCUGCGCUUACAAGAUGUCUCACCCACAUCUGAAGAAAAUAUCACUGUGAUGGAUACAACUUUCAACAGUGUUCCCGUCCGCAUAUAUAUACCAAAUCGAAAGUCAGAGGCACUAAAAAGGGGCUUAUUUUAUAUUCAUGGUGGUGGUUGGAGUAUAGGGAGUAAUGCUAAUUUUCAUUAUGACUCUCUGUCAAGACAAACAGCUAAGAGGCUUGAUGCAGUUGUCGUUUCAACCAACUAUAGACUAGUACCAAAAUACCACUUUCCAACUCAAUUUGAAGGUGUAUAUAAAUCAUUAAAGUGGUUCUUACGCCGAGAUGUUCUUAAAAGAUAUGGCGUUGAUCCCAAAAGGAUUGGUGUUUCUGGAGACAGUGCUGGAGGGAAUUUAGCUGCAGCAGUAUCUCAACAGCUCAUAGAUGACCCAGAUAUCAAGAUCAGACUCAAGAUCCAGUCUUUAAUUUAUCCUGUCCUUCAGACUCUUGAUUUGGAAACACCAUCCUAUCGGGAAAACGUGCAUUUUCCACCUCUGCCCAAAUCAUUACUGCUCAGGUUUUUGAGUGAGUACUUUACCAUGGACAGAGCAUUUGAAAAAGCCAUGUUCUUCAAUCAACAUGUACCAGUGGAAUCAGCCCAUCUCUUCAAAUUUGUUAAUUGGAGCUCUUUGCUCCCAGAGAAUUUUAAGAAAGGGCACUUUUAUAAUAGUCCAACUUAUGGUACUUCUGAGCUAGCUAAAAAGUAUCCAGGGUUUCUAGAUGUGAGAGCAGCCCCUUUGUUGGCAGAUGACAACAAGUUGUGUGGUUUACCCGUGACCUGUGUCAUCACCUGUGAACAUGACUUGGUAAGAGAUGAUGGAAUCAUGUACGUCACCAGACUUCAGAAUGCUGGAGUAAGGGUGACCCAUAAACACAUUGAGGAUGGAUUCCAUGGAUUACUUUUCUUCUACGGAUUUAAAAGUAAAUAUAGAUUAGAAAAUGAAUAUCUGAGUUGGCUAAGUGAAAAUCUAUAG